Hippocampus comes (tiger tail seahorse) is the source of this 2148-nucleotide messenger RNA. Its product is annotated as signal-transducing adaptor protein 1-like. Lineage: Eukaryota; Metazoa; Chordata; Actinopteri; Syngnathiformes; Syngnathidae. The transcript has 10 exons. Gene Ontology annotation, molecular function: protein kinase binding; signaling adaptor activity. Bases 414 to 1442 code for a protein of 342 amino acids. The record is from RefSeq and is a predicted model, not a curated record. Gene Ontology annotation, biological process: positive regulation of B cell receptor signaling pathway; cell surface receptor protein tyrosine kinase signaling pathway.
GAAAAUGGAUGGAUGGAUGGAUGGAGUGCGAGCCCAUGGAGAUCUUGGGGUCUGAGGCAAUUGCCUGUGUUUCCCUGAGGUAUGAGUACGCCCCUGAUUAUUCCAAAUUUGAUCAUCCAGUUGACACAGGUUUGUGUUUUAAUAUUUAUGCGUUUACAAGUAUUGGGGGGAAAUCUCACAAGUACAUGUCUGCAUUGAAAAACAAGCACUUGUUCAAUAAUUAACCUGACUUAUAUUUGAAGACUUCACACGGAUUCUGAUAGUGUGGUGUAUGAGGAACACCACAAGGAAAGCACAGGGAAGCAGCUAUGCGGAUGCUCUGAGGAGUUUCUGGACUGCAUCGAAGUGAAUUGAGGUCAAUUUGGAUUAAACCAGGAUUGCAGAAGCUCCAAGAAGGCCUAGAAUUCAGAAUUAUGUCUGUGCCCCCCAGAGUGGUCCACAAGCGGCGGGCCCAUAUCACAGCUCUGCCUCUCUACUACUCAGGGCACCUGCUCAAGAAACACUCCUACGAGACGGAUUUCAAGAAGUACUUCGCAGAGCUACGUGGAGACACCUUAUUUUUGUACAAAGAUGAAAAGCAGGAUACAUACACAGAGAAGCUGAAUCUGCUGCAGCUGAGGUCCAUGCAGUUAGCAUCUGCAUAUCAAAGGAAGAUGUCCACGAUCUUCACCCUGAUGAUGCACACGGAUGAGGUCCACUUGAAGAUAGAAAACCCUGAUACAGGAGAAGAGUGGCGGAGUUACAUCAUGACCAUUGUCAAAAAAGAGAUUCCCAGUCAGAUACAGCUCCUGCCAGGCCAAAGGUUGCUGCUUGAAGAUGCUCUGGCUCAGGAGAAAAUAAGAAGUUCCCAAGUAAAGAAACCCCCCCUCCCUCCUCGACCGGCCCACCUUCUUGGAGCCCCUGCAUUCGUCCCUCCACAUAAGGACACGUCUGACCACAGCAGUCCAGAGAUGUUACCGUGUUUCUUCAAUGUGACUCGACAGGAAGCUGAGCAGAUGUUGAGGCAGAACCCGGAGUAUGGAGGCAUCAUCAUCCGCCCAUCCACCAUGGCCAACAAUUAUGCCCUCACUCUCAGACAGGUCACAGCCAAGGGGCCUGUCAUGAAGAACUACAGGCUGAUCUGCACCAAGUCAGGAUUUAUCAUUCAAUUGGAAACAGCAGUGACAGUCUCCUCCCUGCGGGAGGUACUGGAAUAUUUUCUCGAGAAGACAGAAUACAGCCUUCAUCCUUACAUGCCGGGUGACAUCUAUGACACUCGUAUCGAGGUGACACCUCCUUGCUCAACACAGAAAAAUGUACCCAAGGCACAAGUGGCACCCGCGAUGCGUUCACAGACCAAGCCUGGGGAAGGAGAAUAUGUGCGCCCUGAUGAUCACAACUUGAAUAAAGGUGCAAAUAAAAACGUGCCCAAGUAUUACCAUAACUGUUUUGUGUUCAAAUGAACUGACAGUCUAAAAUACUUUCGAAUAGUUCAGCUGGAUGAAGAACUGUGGAAAGUUGUAUGACUGCGUAGGAACUACAAUCAGAAAACCCUCACUGGCACAGCAUCAUUUCACAUGCCAAGUACGUCCGUGUGACAUUUAUAUUGUUUUCAUUUAUUUUGUAAUUGAGAGAAUAUAUCUUUUCCUUGAGAAUGUCUUGCCUGGAGCUAUUUGUUUGAGGACUACAGAAGGUAACUGCAAUGUAAUCCAAAUUGUCUUCUAUGAUUCAUCUAUAUUCGAUCAUUUUGGUUUAUGGACUUUUAAAUACAACAGUUUACUACCAAAAUAACAAAAGUAGUUUUAUAGAAUUUGUCACUUCAUUAAGAUGAAAUAAGAUAAAGUGGACUCUUUUAACAUUACAGUACUGUAGUUACAUACAGUUUAUUAGUAUUGGGUGUUUGCCAGAUUACAUUACUAAUGGUAAAUCUAAUAAGAACUGGAGUAAAAAAAAAAAAAAAAGAUUCCAAUGAUGAACAUUUUUUUAAAAUUAUUUCAUUAUUUAAUUUUCACACAAAUACAAGCAAGUCAAAUGUUUCAAAUGUUCUAAUAUUUGUAUACGUUUUAUUACGUGUCUCUUCGUCGGUACCAUGGAUCAUGUUAUAGGUUUAAAGAAUGUACACCAUCCAUCACUCUUUAAAGACACCAAGACUCAGCAAAAUAUAUAAUU